AUGAAGGCAAAAUCGGGGUUAACAAGAUUUUCCAAUUGUUUUAUUUUGCGUGACGGAAAAAUUAUAAAAGAAGAUUUAUGGAUACGCAAUGGAAAAAUUGCAAACCCCGAACAGGUAUUUUAUGUAGAACAAGAAGAAGCUGACAUAACGGUAAAUAGCGAAGACUCUCUCAUAGUGCCAGGAUUUAUAGACAUUCAAAUAAAUGGUGGAUGGGGUGUAGAUUUUUCCUAUGAUUCAGAAAAUGUUGAAGAAGGGGUAAAGAAAGUAUCAAAACAGCUGUUGGCUCAUGGAGUGACCUCAUUCUGUCCAACUAUGGUUACAUCUGAGAAAGAAAAAUAUUCUAAUAUUUUACCCAAAAUACAAAAAAGGCAAGGAGGGGAACAUGGAGCCACGGUUCUUGGAGUGCAUCUCGAAGGUCCAUUUAUUAGUUUAGCAAAAAAGGGUGCACACAAAGAUGAAUAUAUUUUGAAUCCUGAAAAGGGGCUCGAAUCAAUUAAAGAGGUGUAUGGAUCUUUAGACAAUGUAAUUUUAGUUACAAUAGCCCCAGAAUUGCCCGGUGCUUUGGAUGCUAUCAGAGGAUUAUCAAACAUGGGCAUAAAAGUGGCCCUUGGACAUUCAUCUGCUAGCCUUGCUCAAGGUGAAGAAGGCAUUAAAAAUGGAGCAAACCUAAUAACACACUUAUUCAAUGCAAUGCUUCCAUUUCAUCAUCGUGACCCUGGUUUGGUGGGCUUACUUGCUUCCAAGACUGACAGACAAGUUUACUAUGGGAUAAUAUCAGAUGGCAUUCACACUCAUCCUGCGGCUCUGAGAAUUGCUUGUCGAACUAAUCAAGAAGGUUUGAUAUUAGUGAGUGAUGCUGUAGCGGCCCAAGGUCUACCAGAUGGUGCAUAUCGCAUCGGACCGCAAGCUGUGAAUGUCAAUGAAGGCCGCGCAUAUGUCGCUGGAACAAAAACUCUCUGUGGCAGCACUACUGCCCUAGACCAGUCAAUAAAAACAUUCAAAGAAGCCACAGAAUGUUCAUUGGAAUACGCUAUAGAAGCAGCAACUCUGCAUCCAGCUAAGGCUUUGGGAAUAGAUGAUAGGAAGGGCAAAUUGAAUUUCGGUUUUGACGCCGAUUUCGUCAUCUUACAUCCGAAAUCUCUGAAAGUUUUAUCCACUUGGAUUGCUGGCGAAUGCGUCUACCGAUCUUCUUAA
This is a messenger RNA of Danaus chrysippus (African queen), 1194 nucleotides long. The record is from the annotation of a GenBank genome assembly. NCBI's taxonomy places the organism in Eukaryota, Metazoa, Arthropoda, Insecta, Lepidoptera, Nymphalidae.